Messenger RNA from Sclerotinia borealis F-4128, 999 nucleotides. The record is from the annotation of a GenBank genome assembly. NCBI's taxonomy places the organism in Eukaryota, Fungi, Ascomycota, Leotiomycetes, Helotiales, Sclerotiniaceae.
AUGGUUGAAUUCACUGUCUUCAAGGGUUCUAAGGAGGGAAAGAUUGUUAAGGCUACUACUACUAGAGAAGUUGGUCCUAAUGAUGUCUUGGUCAAGAUCACUCAUUCAGGUCUUUGCGGUACCGAUGAGCAUUACAGACAUGCCGAUAUGGCUUUAGGUCACGAGGGUGCCGGUGUUGCAGAGGAAGUUGGAUCAGCUGUCUCGAACAUCAAGAAGGGUGAUUCCAUCGGAUGGGGAUACCAACACGGCUCAUGCCAAAACUGCAAGCAAUGUCUUACUGGUCACGAGACCCUCUGCGCCGAACGUGUCAUGUACGGAUACGGUAACCUGGACCAAGCAUCCAUGGGAACCUACGCCGUCUGGGACGCCGCAUUCCUUUUCAAGAUCCCGGACAACCUCGCCCGCGAAUACGCCGCUCCACUCAUGUGCGGCGGAGCCACCGUCUACAAUGCACUCCGCUCCUUCAACGGAGGUGUCAAGCCAAGUGAACGUGUCGGAAUCAUCGGAAUCGGUGGACUCGGCCAUCUCGCCAUCCAAUUCGCCGCCAAGAUGGGUUGCGAAGUCGUUGUUUUCUCCUCCACCGACGCUAAGAAAGACGAGGCUCUUGCGCUUGGUGCUACCGAAUUCGUCGCCACCAAGGGUGUAUCUGAACUCAAGGUUUCGGCUCCUAUUGAUCACUUAAUCGUCACUACUUCUUUCCAACCAAACUGGCAUCAAUUCAUGGAUAUCAUGGCUCCUCAAGCUACCAUCUACCCCUUGACUGUUUCCUCCGGAGAUAUGAAUAUCCCAUACAUGCCAAUCCUCAUGUCGGAGUUUAAGAUCCAGGGUUCUUUGGUGGCGGCAAGACAGGUUCACAGAGAUAUGUUGGCAUUUGCUGGUCACCAUCAGAUCAAACCUAUUAUUGAGCAGUUCCCCAUGACGGAAGAGGGUAUUCAGACGGCAAUGCAGAAAUUGGAGGAUGGUAAGAUGAGGUAUAGAGGUGUUAUUGUUGCUCAAUAA